UCUCUUCCUCCCAGCAACAUGGCCUCCCCCACCCUCAUUACCCCGACUUCCACCCCAAAAUCACUCCCUCCCACUUCCUGCAAGCCCAAAUACUCCACCAUCGCCGCCGCCACCUCCACAACCCUAUCCACUACAGCCGCCCAGCCCCGCCGCCGUGAAUUCCUCUCCAUCGCUUCCUCCGUCCUAUGCCUCAACCCUCUGCUGCCAGCACUGGCUGCUUCAGACGAAGAAUAUGUGAAGGAGACUGAGGAAGUGAUCAACAAGGUGAGAAACACCAUCACAAUGGACAAGAAUGACCCCAAUGUGGCAGAAGCAGUGGCUGAGUUGAGAGAGACCUCCAAUUCCUGGGUGGCCAAGUACAGGAGGGAGAAGGCUCUCUUGGGAAGGGUUUCGUUUCGUGACAUGUACUCCGCGCUCAAUGCAGUUUCGGGGCAUUAUAUUAGUUUCGGACCCACUGCUCCUAUUCCUGCGAAACGCAAGGCCAGGAUCUUGGAGGAGGUCGACACGGCUGAGAAGGCUCUGCAAAGGGGAAGGUGAACUCAAUGUAGCCCCAAUUCUCCGUUGGGCUCUCUCUUUGCUCCGUUUAGAUUUUUGUAUUAUUGCAUCCAAGACUCAAAUCAUAGUAAGAGGAUCAUCUUCAGGAGAGGCGACUUUGCAGUUCUUGUUGUAAUUACAUAUAUGCGGGGUUUCCUAUUCGCAUGAAAAUCCUAAUAAUUCUUACCGCUGAUUCUGAUUCCACGAUGUUCAUUUUGUUUACAUGUUUUGUCUUCUUCAA
Neltuma alba is the source of this 775-nucleotide messenger RNA. Its product is annotated as photosystem II repair protein PSB27-H1, chloroplastic. Bases 19 to 537 code for a protein of 172 amino acids. Gene Ontology annotation, biological process: photosystem II assembly; photosystem II repair. Gene Ontology annotation, cellular component: photosystem II; chloroplast thylakoid lumen. The transcript has a single exon. The record is from RefSeq and is a predicted model, not a curated record. Lineage: Eukaryota; Viridiplantae; Streptophyta; Magnoliopsida; Fabales; Fabaceae.